AUCACCUCACCUCAUGAAGACAAGCAGAGGAGGCUCAAUCUGUUCCCUGCAAAGUCGAGCAUCUGUAUCCUCGCAUCAUGCAAGAUCCAAGGCAUGUCCCGAACCCAUUACGCCCCUACUAUGUGCCUCCGUCAAUAGGGACGGAACUACCGUCCAACUCGAGUACUGGCGCCUUCAAAUCAUCUUCCACCCCGACCUUCUCCUUUCCAGACAUUGACUAUUCCGACUACAUCCCAGAGGGAAGUCCCUCAAUUACGGGCUCAGUCAAAUCCGUGAUUGAUCGAGCCUUCUGGAAAUAUACCAAUGUCCUCCUCGCACAACCCUUCGAAGUCGCGAAGUUGAUUCUACAAGCGCGCGUUGCACAGGAAGAUGAUGGAGAUGAAGCACCAAAGAAGAAAAAGCUUGCACACGAUGAUGACUUAGACAAUGGCUAUGACUACGAUAAUCCCUCCGAUGACGAACCAAACUACUUUACCUCAACUGCACCGUACGACAGACCUCUUGCGAGUCAUUCGCCGCCUCGUGGCCGGCGUGGAAGACCGCCCCGGGACGACUUCUCUCCCCAACAUGCCUCUGGCCAUGCUCAACAACAGAAUGGCAAGAUAAAUUUGAAGAAUCCUCACUCUCUUCUCGAUGCUUUGUCAUCCCUCUCGUCCGGCAGCGGAGCAUUGGCAAUGUGGCGGGCCACAAAUUCCACCUUCGUUUACAACAUUUUGAGUAGGACACUGGAGAUCUUCUUCCGAAGCUUUUUGGCCGCAGUAUUUGGAGUUGCAGAGAGUGACAUCUUAGUCCCUGCAACUGCUGGAGCGAUCCCAGACACUUCCAUACUCACCUCCACGGCACCAGCUGCCACCGUCCUUAUUGCUACUGCAGCGGCAGCGUUGUCGUCUCUGAUUUUGGCCCCGAUAGAUGCAGCCAGGACCCGGCUGAUCCUUACACCCUCUAGUCAGGAACCGAGGACACUCCUUGGAACUUUGAGGACUCUCCCUACGGCAUACAUGAUCCCGGUCCACCUUGUUCCUAUCACCUUCCUGACUUCUACUUUGCCGACCAUGAUUUCUACCAGCACCCCUGUGGUUUUGAAGACUUAUCUGGGACUCGAUCCGGCCAUGAAUCCGGCCAGCUGGAGUCUGGCAACCUUUGCUGGAUCUGCAUUAGACCUGUCUAUCAAAUUCCCACUAGAAACUGUUCUACGGCGCGCCCAGAUCGCUACAUGGACUUCUCCUGCAUACUCGCCGCCUACUACAUCGUCCAAACGCAAGGCGAUUACAACGAUUGUACCUGUGCCGCAAUCGUACAGAGGAAUUGUACCUACAAUCUGGAGUAUCAUGCGGGAAGAAGGCUAUUCCGAAUCCCAGAAAGACAAAACGGCAGCGUUAGCGGGCAGAGCACCCAGAAGAAGGCGCAAAGGUCAAGGCAUCGAAGGCCUAUACCGUGGCUGGAGGGUCGGUUUCUGGGGCCUCAUCGGAGUGUGGGGCACUUCUUUUGUUGGAGGACUACAAAGUGGUAGCGAGGCUGCCACGGCUGGGACCGGUGUUCAUGGUGGGAAAUUUUAGACCCUGAGAAAGCUCAAGGUUCUUUUCUUGUGUUUGAUUUGUUAUGUUGCGGCCUCGCUACUAUGUGUAUAUGUAUGUGCGGGUGGCCGGGAUCAGCAAGGCGUUUUGGGUGUUAGCUGAUGAUACCCCCUACUCUUCUCACUGUGGACAUGGAAUUUACUCGUACAGUACAAGCUUGUACAAGUUGUUGGACCCUGAUCGGAUGCUGUGCUUCCUCUAUUAAUCUAGUAGUGGCCUGACUCGCGGCUGUUUAUCGUAUGAGCGAAAUCGGAGCCCCUCUUUCUUGGCAGAGAGCACCCAUCUAAUCUGAUUAGA
This is a messenger RNA of Exophiala oligosperma, 1871 nucleotides long. RefSeq lists its product as uncharacterized. Bases 78 to 1556 code for a protein of 492 amino acids. The record is from RefSeq and is a predicted model, not a curated record. Lineage: Eukaryota; Fungi; Ascomycota; Eurotiomycetes; Chaetothyriales; Herpotrichiellaceae. The transcript has a single exon.